Molecule: messenger RNA, 984 nt
Organism: Caenorhabditis elegans
Lineage: Eukaryota; Metazoa; Nematoda; Chromadorea; Rhabditida; Rhabditidae
Gene: arl-8
Product: ADP-ribosylation factor-like protein 8B
Exons: 3
Coding region: 31-588 (185 amino acids)
Biological process (GO): protein transport
Cellular component (GO): axon cytoplasm; neuron projection; lysosomal membrane
Molecular function (GO): GTP binding; GTPase activity
Source: RefSeq, marked reviewed
GAAUUUCCUCAUUCAACAUCAAUAUUCAAGAUGUUGGCUAUGGUGAAUAAGGUUCUCGACUGGAUUCGCAGUCUUUUUUGGAAAGAGGAGAUGGAGUUGACACUUGUUGGGCUCCAAAACUCUGGAAAAACGACAUUUGUCAAUGUUAUUGCUAGCGGCCAAUUCACAGAAGAUAUGAUCCCAACAGUCGGAUUCAAUAUGCGGAAGAUCACCAAAGGCAACGUGACGAUCAAAUUAUGGGAUAUCGGGGGCCAGCCACGGUUCCGCUCGAUGUGGGAACGAUAUUGCCGCGGUGUCAACGCCAUCGUCUUCAUGGUGGACGCUGCCGACGAGGAGAAGCUCGAAGCAUCCAGAAAUGAGCUUAUGCAGCUGUUGGACAAGCCACAGCUCGACGCUAUUCCAGUUUUGGUGCUCGGAAACAAGAAGGAUUUGCCUGGAGCACUUGAUGAGCGGCAAUUGAUCGAAAGAAUGAAUCUGUCAUCAAUCCAGAAUCGCGAGAUUUGCUGCUAUUCUAUUUCAUGCAAAGAGAAGGAGAAUAUUGAUAUCACCCUCCAAUGGCUCAUCGAUCACUCGAAAGCUCAACGCUAAACUAGGCACAAUCCACGACUCAAUCUACUCGAAAAUUUACAAUUCACACCGCAAAAUAUAUUAAAUCAAACCUUUUUUUUUUGAAAAUUCUGUAGAUAUUAUUUAUUUGAAUCCCCUCCCCUCCAUAUUCAACUAAUCUCUCUCGUCUUUUUCAUCACAAUUGUAGUCAAUUUCCCCAACCCAUUCGCUCCCAGUUUUAUUUCUUUGGUAGCUUUCACUGUGGGAUGUUCAUCAUCCCCAUUCAAAAGUUGUGAAAUUUCCCUCCAAUUUUAUGUACAUGUUGUGUAUCACUUUUUUGGACAUUUUGCAACACCACUGCAACCAUUCUCAUUAUUUUUUACAAAUGUGCUUAAUUCCUUAACUCUUCUUCACUCUUUUUCAUAAAUUGAAAAUUUA